UUAAAAAGAAUUAGAGUAAAUGACAAAUUUACACCAUGUGCUUUACCUCUGCUAACACGUUUACACUCUGUUUUAUUUAAGUCGUCAUCUCCGGCGAUGUUCCGACCGUUCCGACGAUAUUCGACCACCGGAGCAAAACUUGCAACUCGUCUCUAAACUAACCGGGUUCAUGCUUGCCUAGUCGAACCUAUAACGUAUGUGCAUUGCUCAGUUCAGCCGUCUCAUCCCAAACCCAUGACUCGUUUGCAACCAACCCUACUCGAAAUACCAUGAACACACAAGAGAAAUACCGACGAUAGAGGUCAGAUGGACGUUCAAACUCUCUGGCGAGUCUCUAAGGCCAUAGACAACAAAGAUAGAGUAGUUUACACGCCAUACGAUGUAACUCCGACGUGCUUCCGACUCGGUCCUGGUGACACCAGGUUUUGCUCCGGUUUGCACCCCUAGUUGUUCCCAAGCAAGCAAGUUACAAUGUGUCAAAAACUCAAAAUGUUAGGAAUCAAACUCGUGAAGCAAAUCUAUGAAAACAAACAAACAAACCGCAAACAUGGCGAGAGAUAUUUCAGGAAAUCAAAUUUGGGGUUCGUUGUCAUCGUUCAUCGAACACCAAUGAUUAUUACAGACCCAAUAUGGAUUUCACGUAUCAUCACUCCAACAUUAUCCCCUUUUGAAACCUUCUCAUUCUCUGUAUCUUUUCCUUUAAUCAUAUCAUAUACACAUAUAUACAUACAUUACAUUGUGUGUGUAUGAUUUUAAUUGAUUGAUUCUUGGGUGCACAUAAGCUGUUCGAUAAAAGUCCUCAAAGAGAAAUGGGGGCUUUUAUUAUUAUUCCAGCAGCCGUGUUGUUGUUGUUGUUACAGGGGGUGGUUGUUGUUUGUAGUUUUCCGGUGACUUUGAAACUUGAAAGAGCUUUUCCACACAAUAAUAAUAAUAAUAAUCUGAAUCUGGUGGAGUUGAGAGAUAGAGAUUACUCAAGGCACCGUAGAUUCUUGCAGCAAGCUUCUUCAAAAGAUGUUAUUGAUUUCUCUCUUCUAGGCACUUAUGAUCCUUAUCGUGUUGGGCUUUAUUACACAAAAGUCAAAUUGGGUUCUCCUCCAAAGCAAUAUCAUGUACAAGUUGAUACAGGAAGUGAUGUAUUGUGGGUCAAUUGCAAAGAUUGCAAAGGCUGCCCUACAUCUACUGGACUCAAAUUUCGAAUUGCGUCGUAUGACCAUUCAAGUUCAUCAACAUCUUCUGUAAUCUCUUGUUCAGACAAAAGAUGUUCUAUCGGAAUCGAAUCUGGUGAUGCAAAAUGUUUAAACAACCGGUGCACUUAUAAAUUUAACUAUGGAGAUGGUAGUGCAACGUCAGGAUAUUAUGUGUCCGAUUUACUUCAUUUGGAAAUGUUGUCUGAUAAUACCAACCAGUCGUCAAAUGCUUUAUCCACGGUUAUGUUCGGUUGCAGCACAUCUCAAUCUGGUGAGUUAUCUAAGCCUGAUAGAGCGGUUGAUGGAAUAUUCGGGUUUGGUCCACAGGGUUUAUCUGUAAUUUCGCAACUUGCUUCACAAGGAGCAGCCCCGGAUGCGUUUUCUCAUUGUCUUGUUGGUGAUGGUGACGGCGGUGGUAUUUUGGUACUUGGUCAAAUCACGGAUCCAAACAUGGUCUAUUCGCCACUUGUCUCAUCAGCGCAGCAUUAUAAUCUACAUCUGCAAAGUAUUUCUGUUGAUGACAAAACAUUAUCAAUUGAUCCAUCGGUUUUUGAAACGUCACACAACCGAAAAGGAACGGUAAUUGAUUCUGGAACAACUCUUGCAUACCUAGCAGAAGAUGCCUAUGAUCCUUUCGUAACCGCUAUUACAAAGUCUGUUCCUCAUUCUGUUGAGGCUUUUGAUGCAAAGGAAUAUAAGUGCUAUAUAACUAAGGAUAGUAUCUCUAAGGUUUUUCCGAAUGUGAGCUUUAAUUUUGCGGGUGAUGCUUCUAUGGUUUUAAAACCCGAGAGCUACCUUUUGAGACAGAAGACUGUGGGUGACAAGACAGCAUGGUGUAUUGGAUUUCAGAAGGUUAAGGGUCAAGGACUCACAAUUUUAGGAGACAUGGUUUUGAAAGACAAGAGUGUUGUUUAUGACUUGGGCGGUCAACGGAUUGGAUGGGUUGACCAUAACUGUAAAAAGCUGUUUAAUGUGUCUACUAAAUCAAGCGGUCGCAGAAGGAUCUCAAAUGCUAGUCCUAUUGAUUAUAGAAACUCGCUACGUAGUACACUUUAUAAGUUGACCCCCAUCAUGAUUUUUGCUUUCUUGCUACAUUUGUUGUAGUUUUUCCAAUGGAAGUAAUCUUUAUUUACUUUUGGAUUGUUUAGCAUACACAAUGUUUAUGUCGAUAGUAACACGAGGUCGGUUUUUGUUCUUAGCAUAGGAAGGAACACACACCCAUAGAACACCAUGUAGAGAGUUUAGACAUAUGUGUAUGUAAUACAGAUAUUAAGUCUUUACAUUGUUGUAAAGUGUAAAGUUAUAGCUUUGAUUACAAA
Molecule: messenger RNA, 2506 nt
Organism: Helianthus annuus (common sunflower)
Lineage: Eukaryota; Viridiplantae; Streptophyta; Magnoliopsida; Asterales; Asteraceae
Product: aspartic proteinase-like protein 2
Exons: 10
Coding region: 810-2291 (493 amino acids)
Biological process (GO): proteolysis
Molecular function (GO): aspartic-type endopeptidase activity
Source: RefSeq, a predicted model, not a curated record